GAGAAAGAGAGAGAUAUUAAGUAACAUUCAAAGGAAAGAGUGAGAGUGGGAGGAGCAGAGUGAAGGCCAGAGGCCUCAAGGGCAAGAGAGGGGUGUUUUGGAAAUCAAAAACAGGAAGAUUUUAUUUUUCUUUUCUUAUUAUUUUCCAAAAAUUCAAUUCUGAAAUUUCAAAGAUCAACCGACAUAAGAUUGUUGACAGAGAGACGGCUAGGUUCAAGUGAAGCUGGUAAAAAGAAACCAGAAUUUUGGGGUGUUUCUUUUAAUAAUUAGCUUAUAUAUAUACACAACGAAGAAGGAAAAAUGUAUGGGGAUUGCCAAGUAUUACCGAACAUGGGAGGAAAUGUGAUCUCUUCAGAAAACCAUUUUACGUCUUCCAUGGGAAACCCUAACUUCGACUUCAUGCCAAGCAUGUCCUUCAAUUCUUUCCCUUCCUUAGUCCCUAAAGAAGAAAGUGAGUUAAUGAUGCGUGGAAAGGAGGAGAUGGAGAGUAGGUCUGGAAGUGAACAACUUGAAGACAAAUCAGGGAAUGAGCAAGAGAUCAGCACCGAGCAGCCUCCAAAGCAGAAGCGUUACCAUAGGCACACUGCACGCCAGAUCCAAGAAAUGGAAGCCUUGUUUAAGGAAUGUCCACACCCAGAUGACAAACAAAGGAUGAAACUUAGCCAAGAACUCGGUUUAAAACCGCGCCAAGUUAAGUUUUGGUUCCAAAAUCGCCGUACCCAAAUGAAGGCACAGCAAGAUCGAGCAGAUAAUAUUAUACUCAGGGCAGAGAACGAGACAUUGAAGAAUGAUAAUUAUCGGCUACAAGCAGAAUUACGUAAUCUUAUCUGCCCUAGUUGUGGAGAGCCAGCUGUGAUUGGUGGGAUUUCCUUUGAGGAGCUUCGAAUUGAAAAUGCACGACUUAGAGAUGAGUUAGAACGUGUCUGUUGCAUUGCUUCACUCUAUACUGGCCGGCCGAUUCAAGUAAUGCAACCUGUUCCUACACUUGUUCCCCCUUCCUUGGACUUGGAUAUGAACAUAUAUUCAAGGCAGUUCACAGACUCCUUGGGUUCUUGCACUGAGAUGAUGCCUAUGCCUAUGUUGCCGGAAACUUCUUCCUUUGCUGAGUCUGGUCUUGUGUUGAUGGAAGAGGAAAAAACUCUUGCAAUGGAGAUUGCAAUAUCAUCCCUUAAUGAACUUGUGAAGAUGUGCCAGGCAACUGAACCUCUUUGGAUCAGAAACAAUGAGAAUGGGAAGGAGGUACUUAAUCUUGAAGAGCACGCAAAGAUGUUUCCAUGGCUUCUGAAUCUCAAGCAGCAUUCAAGUGAGUUAAGGAAUGAAGCUACACGAGACAGUGCUGUGGUUAUAAUGAAUAGCAUCAACUUGGUUGAUGCCUUCCUCGAUGCAAGUAAAUGGAUGGAGCUGUUUCCUUCGAUUGUUGCUAGUGCAAAAACUGUUCAAAUUAUAAGUCCUGGUGUUUCUGGUGCGAGUGGUUCUCUUCACUUGAUUUAUGCAGAACUGCAAUUUCUUUCCCCAUUGGUGCCAACUCGGGAGGCAUAUUUUCUACGCUAUUGCCAACAAAAUGUAGAGGAAGGAACUUGGGCAAUUGUUGAUUUUCCCAUUGAUGGCUUCCAUGAGAAUAUUCAACAACCUUCUUUUCCUCUAUACAGGAGAAGGCCUUCUGGCUGUGUCAUUCAAGAUAUGCCCAAUGGGUACUCAAGGGUUACUUGGGUAGAACACGCAGAGAUUGAGGAGAAGCCUGUGCAUCAGAUAUUUAGUCAAUUUGUGUAUAGUGGGAUGGCAUUUGGAGCUCAUCGCUGGUUAGGAGUAUUACAACGACAAUGUGAGAGGGUUGCUAGCCUCAUGGCUAGAAAUAUCUCAGACCUAGGAGUGAUACCUUCUCCGGAAGCUAGAAAGAAUUUGAUGAGAUUGGCACAGAGAAUGAUAAGAACGUUUUGCGUGAAUGUAAGCACUUGUGGUGGCCAAUCGUGGACAGCCUUGUCUGAAUCCUGCGAUGACAUUGUUCGCAUUACUACUAGGAAAAUCACAGAGCCUGGCCAGCCUAACGGGAUCAUUCUCAGCGCAGUAUCCACUACUUGGAUGCCCUUUCCUCAUUACCAAGUCUUUGAUCUCCUAAGGGAUGAACAACGAAUUUCUCAGUUGGAUGUUCUUUCUAAUGGGAAUACCUUGCAUGAAGUUGCUCACAUUGCCAAUGGCUCUCAUCCAGGAAACUGCAUUUCUCUUCUUCGCAUCAAUGUUGCAAGCAAUUCUUCCCAACACGUAGAUCUGAUGCUACAGGAGAGUUGCACAGACCAAUCUGGAAGCUUUGUUGUGUACACCACCAUCAAUGUUGAGUCAAUCCAGCUCGCUAUGGGUGGGGAGGACCCAUCUUGCAUCCCUCUUCUUCCAUUAGGGUUUGUUAUAAUUCCAAUGGAAUCCACUUGUAAAACCAACACUACUGUCAAUGAAGGCAACUCCAUCCAAUCUUCACAAGAUGGAAAUAAUAAUAAUUCUAAUUCAGGCUGUCUACUCACUGUGGGGCUCCAAGUACUUGCCAACAACAGCACCAUCCCAUCUGCAAAGCUCAAUCUCUCCAGUGUCAACGCCAUCAAUAACCACUUGCGCAACACAGUGCACCAGAUUACUUCAGCUCUUAACACCUCCGCCGCCGCCUCCUGCCCUGAGCCUAGUGCUGCACCUGAGGAAUAAAGUCUAGGGUUUGAAGUUGAAAAUUACCCAAGGUCUCCCCUUCUCUUUCUAGAUUAAUCACAAGGAUGUUUUGGUAAUUACGACAUGGACAAGUGGGUAAUUAAUGGGAGAUUAAGGGUUUACUAACGGAGAACAAAUUAGUAGUAAAUGUAGUAAAGAAAGAAGUGUAUCAUUAAUGGAAUGCAGAAUAGAGGGAGUCAAGAGCGCACCAAGAUGUGACCCUUGCUUUGUGGUGAGGCCUUGAUGAGGCCACACCAGUCAGCAAGGGUGGUGGUUCGGGUAUUGACUUCUGCUUGUUGUCUUA
Molecule: messenger RNA, 2992 nt
Organism: Hevea brasiliensis (rubber tree)
Lineage: Eukaryota; Viridiplantae; Streptophyta; Magnoliopsida; Malpighiales; Euphorbiaceae
Product: homeobox-leucine zipper protein HDG5
Exons: 12
Coding region: 301-2688 (795 amino acids)
Biological process (GO): regulation of DNA-templated transcription
Molecular function (GO): DNA-binding transcription factor activity, RNA polymerase II-specific; DNA binding; lipid binding
Source: RefSeq, a predicted model, not a curated record